Molecule: messenger RNA, 1403 nt
Organism: [Candida] anglica
Lineage: Eukaryota; Fungi; Ascomycota; Pichiomycetes; Serinales; Debaryomycetaceae
Source: the annotation of a GenBank genome assembly
AAGUGUAGAUUAUACAGCUUUUUUUUCGUGUACCCCUAUCUGGAGAACCUUUUUUAUGAAGUAUCUCAUCUUUCUCCUAUCGAUACUAUCAGUGGUACAUGCAAUCCUUCCAGGAAUUGGUGAGGAAGAUACUUUGACACAAGAUAGACUUGUAUCAUGUGAAAGAAUCAAAUAUAAUCCCGAGGGACCAUAUGUUGCCCAUGUUAGGGCCACAUUAAUCACAGAACCUGUCAAGGAUGUACCAAUUCCAAUAGUUAUCGUUCGAUAUGCGGACAUUGAUAAUAUUGAAAGUUUCCCAUUGGCAACGUCAGAAGAUCUUGCCAUCGGAGAAGAAGAAGUAGAUUAUCAGAAUAUAUUGUAUCGCGAUAGAUCUGGAUUCAACAUCACUCUAGUGGAUGAGACCAGACCUAUUGAAUACUUGAAUAGCGUGUUCACGGCCAAGGACCAAGAAAUUGUCUUCAAUGUCUCCCAUUCAGGAACUUAUUGUGUCUACAUCUCAAAAGGAAGUUUCUGGAAUGAAAUAAAGGUUGAUCUUGAAUUCCGUGAUUCUCAUGGUUACAUUCCAUAUCAAGACUAUUCAAUGAUUCAACUCCAACUAAUCUAUGUGUUGAUCCACUUGAUUCUAGUUCUCAUGGUAUACACUUUCAUGCCUGAUCCACCUAAAAUGUAUCUUGUCACACAACUUGGUCUCAAGGCAUUGGUAAUGUUGUUAGGGUAUGCCCAUGACUCGUAUGCUAAUCAUAAUCCUGACACGGGUCUUCCUAGCUGGUAUGUAUAUCUCCUUUUUAAAUUUGCGUACAGGUUUGUGAUUGAAACUAAUAUUUUCUUUGCCUUGGGGUUAUGGACUGUUCAUGGUUGGAAUUUCAAUGCUAUCCCCCAUACUCUGAGAUAUAUGGCCCUGAUAUACGUAAUUUUCAAUUGCAGUGGAUAUGUUUUCUUGAAUACCUUUAAAAAUACCAAUUCUCUAUGGGGUUCAACAUUGUCAGGAUUGAUGUCAAUUUCCUUUCUUUUAUCCAUUAUUAUCAGACCUAUGAUUAUCCUUAGCUUGUAUUCCAAGACUAAACUCUCGUUGGCCAAUACUCCACAGUGGUGGAUCACAAGAGGCAUCGGAUUAACGUUACUAGGAGAUUUUUUGUUAUUCUUAGGAGAAGAAGCUUGGGGAUUAGUUAAAGCUUCUUUGCUGUACAGUCAAUUCAAUUCUCAAGACAUGCUUGGACAUCUUCAGGCAGUGGCAGAUGCUGAUAUUGAGAAUUUGGAACCGUUGAGCAUUUCUAAUGAAAUAGGAAAGUCGUUAUUGGAAUUGGUAGGCCGACUCAUCGUUAUAUAUUUUAUUUGGAGAAACAUAAGCCUCAAAAAGGAGAAGAUAUAGAACCUCCAUGUACAUAGUAAUGAAUACAUGAAUG